This is a messenger RNA of Culicoides brevitarsis, 1631 nucleotides long. RefSeq lists its product as uncharacterized. Bases 65 to 1456 code for a protein of 463 amino acids. The transcript has 2 exons. The record is from RefSeq and is a predicted model, not a curated record. Lineage: Eukaryota; Metazoa; Arthropoda; Insecta; Diptera; Ceratopogonidae. Gene Ontology annotation, molecular function: protein binding.
AUUAAAUAGUGUCGUUCGGCUCAUCACAAUUACACAAACUUUCAUCAAUAACUCAGUUUUCAACAUGACUUCGAUUCACGAUUUGCUCGACGAAAUUCUGGAGAUGAUUUUCAAAGAACUCCCACAUCACGAUCGUCUCAUUUGCAAGGAAGUUUGUCAGCGAUGGUACAUUUUACUGAUGGAAUCGCCAGUUUUCAAAGCGGAUCGUCAUAUUUUCCUAACAAAUUGCCAAUUACAAGAUGAUUUUCCGCCAAUGUCGAUAUUUCUCAAUGCAACUCGACCCUAUGAGAAUUUGAAAUUUGGUGAUAUAAUUCAAAUCAGUGACUUCCAAAAAUCUGCAAACUAUAUCCGAAGCUUUGUUAAGACCUUAAACUUCAUUGGGACUAAAAAAAUGUGGAUGUUGCUUAUUUUAGAAAAUGCUCCAUUGCUUGAGUCUCUUGAUUUUAUUGAGGGAGAUUUGAGUUUACCUGUUAAGAAUUCAGUUUUUAAUGAAGUCAUUGAAUUUAAAAACUCAAAAAAACACUUAGAGCAACUAAAAACUAUCAUCCCGUCAGCCUGCAAAGUCAACUGUCACAUGAAAUUUAAUCAUUUUUUGUUUAGUAAGGAAAAUAUAGAGAAUUUAGCGGAAUUUCUUUCAACAGACCAAACAACGUUCUUCAUCGACUAUAUUCAUGCUAAUUUUAAAAACAUCACAAAACAAACGAUCGAGAAGUUUUUAGCUUGUGACGUAAAUUAUGAAACUUUUGAAUUAGAUAUUACCGGAAAUAAUAACUUCGAAUACGACAGCUUUCUGGACAAGCUGAAGGCGAGCAAUAUUACACUAAAUUUGCCGUUUUCAAAUGUUUUUCCACCGAUUCCUAACAAUUUUCACAGAAUAACGCAAGUAGGAUUCUGUAAACUGUCAAAUGCCUCAAAAUGGUUGCAGUUGUGUACCAAUUUAAAAUCCAUAAAAUGCAUUUUUCCAAAUAUGUUCAAUGAAUGCUGGUUUGGUCAUGAAGCAAUUCAACAUAAUACACUAGAGAGCUUCGUCUCAACAAACAGCUUUAUGACAUGUGAUCAAUGUUUGGCGGCGUUGACAAAAAGCUUCGAAAACUUGAAGAAUAUUUGUAUUAUUUCUGCUUCAAAGCUUCUUUUGAAAGCAAAUAGCUGGCCAAAAUUGGAAAAGAUGGAUCUUAAAUGCUUCGAGCUCAACUUGGAGCUACAAGAGAAUCUCAGAAAUAAUCCUUUGAGCUCGUUGCGCGAAUUAAAGUUGGAAAUAUUGGAUCCUCCACCUAGAAUACACUUGUGGAGAUUACCAUCAGGCCUUGUUGAGGAUUAUAUCAAUAUAAUUUAUCCAAACGUGGAAAAAAUUGAAUUUUUGAAUGGACUUUGUUUAGACGAAGAAUUGAAGAACUUUUAUGAAGUCCCAACAAAAGAUCGGCUUGAACUAAAACUAAUCAAAAAAGAGUCAUACUAAUUAAAAUUUUUCUUGUGCAAAUUUUUAGUUAAAUAAUUUCUAUCAAAUUUAAUUUUCAGUUGUUUAAAAAAUCAAAAGUAACUAAAAUGAAACAAAAAUAUUUGCAAGAAUUUUGUGAACUUUUUUUAAAAUUUUUUUGGAGUUGCAAAUCGAACCAAAAGUUUUCAUUGAUUAA